CUUUGAGAGAGGAAAACCGCAAUAGUUCAGCUGAAUGUUAAAAUCCAUAAAAUGGAUUGAAAAGGGGGUGCCAUAUGAGAGAUGGAGAAGUGAGUAUUCAGGCCAUUUUUAAAAAAAACUGUACAGAAAUCCUCUGAGUGUGUAUUCAGAAGAGUGUGCAGGAAUCAUACUAAGCAACAAGAAAACUCUUAGAUUUCUGAGAGCUGCACAUCCAGAGUGGAUACUAGCCUUUCAUUUUCAAGAGAUUCAUGUUUUGUUUAGUUUGUUUCUAUUACUUUUUUUUUUUAACAGAUGAAUACAAAUUCUUCCAACAUGAUGGCCUUGGCUCCUAACACUUCUAACAAAAGAGAGACAGUGUGCAUAUUUGGAACUGGUGAUUUUGGACGAGCUCUGGGGCAUAAAAUGAUUCAGUGUGGCUACCCUGUGGUGUAUGGAAGUCGGGGCGCCCAGAUAUCAAACCUGAUUCCCAAGGAUGCAGAGGUGUUGAGCCACACAGAGGCAGCACAGAAAGCUGCCAUCAUCAUUAUAGCAAUCCAGAGGCAACAUUACAACUUCCUUACACCACUAGCAGAAAUUCUCCGUGGAAAAGUCGUGGUGGACAUAAGCAACAACUUAAAAUUAAACCAGUAUCCUGAAUCCAAUGCAGAGUACCUUGCUCAGCUGCUGCCAGGAGCCAGGGUUGUGAAAGCCUUUAACACCGUGUCAGCCUGGGCCUUGCAGUCGGGCGCGUUGGAUGCAAGCCGGCAGGUGUUUGUUUGUGGAGAUGACAUGGAAGCUAAACAAAUGGUGAUGAAUAUUGUUCGUGCACUGGGUCUCACUCCACUAGAUCAGGGAUCCCUCUUGGCUGCUCAGGAAAUAGAAAAUUACCCUCUGCAGCUCUUUCCAAUGUGGAAGUUUCCCGUCUUUUUGUCCCUUGGCCUAACUGCAUUCUUCUUCUUCUACUGUUUGGCUCUUGAUGUAAUUUACACUUAUGUAUACGAAAAAAAUAACUUUUCAUUUUUCAUUGCAAUUACCAUUCCAAAUCGGAUCUGCCCUGUAAUGGCACUCACUCUUCUUGGCUUGGUUUAUCUUCCUGGUGUACUUGCUGCAAUUAUUCAGUUAUAUAGAGGUACCAAAUACCGCCGUUUUCCAGACUGGCUGGACAAAUGGAUGCUGUGUAGGAAACAACUUGGGCUAAUAGCCUUGGCAUUUGCUUCUUUGCAUGCUGUGUUCACUCUUGUUAGUCCAAUUCGCUCCUUCGUAAAAUGGAGAACCAGCAAAGCAAUCGUCUCCCAGGCACUGAACAAUAAAACAGAACCACUCGACACCACUAAUGCCUGGCUUAGUGACUCUUACUUGGCUUUGGGAAUUUUAGGGUUUUUUUUCUUUGUUCUUGUGGGAAUAACCUCCUUGCCUUCAGUCAGCAACAGUGUCAACUGGCGAGAAUUUCGAUUUGUACAGUCCAAACUGGGAUAUGUGACACUGAUUUUGUGUACUGCGCACACGCUGGUUUACGGUGGAAAAUGGUUCCUGAGCCCAUCAGCAUACAGAUGGUAUCUUCCAAACAUCUAUAUGCUCUCCCUCGUUGUGCCAUGUACUGUACUGGUUGUCAAAUUUGUGCUGAUAUUUCCUUGUGUGGACAAACCUCUCACACAAAUUCGACAGGGAUGGGAGAGGAAUCCCAAAUACUCGGAACAAUCAAAUUACAUUAAAAACAAGUCUGCUGUAUAAUUAGACUAAACUGUAUCAUCAAAAU
Messenger RNA from Empidonax traillii (willow flycatcher), 1735 nucleotides. It is a transcript of the gene STEAP4, whose product is annotated as STEAP4 metalloreductase. The record is from RefSeq and is a predicted model, not a curated record. Gene Ontology annotation, cellular component: plasma membrane; endosome. The transcript is spliced from 4 exons. Gene Ontology annotation, biological process: copper ion import. Lineage: Eukaryota; Metazoa; Chordata; Aves; Passeriformes; Tyrannidae. Gene Ontology annotation, molecular function: ferric-chelate reductase (NADPH) activity; cupric reductase (NADH) activity. The coding region runs from base 292 to 1710 and encodes 472 amino acids.